ACAAUUGCCAAAGAUGAAAUGCUUGCAAAUUAUGUACCAGUAUACGUGAUGCUCCCAUUAGGAGUUGUUACAAAUGAAAAUGUGAUAGAAGACAGAGCGGGACUGGAGAAACAACUGAGGAAGCUACACGCAGCAGGUGUUGAUGGGGUUAUGGUUGAUGUGUGGUGGGGUAUAGUAGAAUCCAAGGGGCCUGGCCAAUAUGAUUGGUCCGCUUACAAGACCUUGUUUCAAUUGGUUCAAAAGUGCGAAUUGAAGCUACAAGUUAUAAUGUCGUUUCACCAAUGUGGAGGGAAUGUGGGAGAUUCGGUUUUCAUCUCUCUACCUAAAUGGGUCCUUCAAGUUGGAGAAGCAAACCCUGAUAUCUUUUACACCAACUACAAAGGUAUCAGGAAUAAGGAAUGUUUAUCCCUCGGGGUGGACAACCAACCUGUGUUUCAUGGACGAAGUCCGAUUCAGGUGUAUGGAGACUACAUGAGGAGUUUCAGAGAUAAUAUGAAAGAGUUUCUUAAAUCUCAGCUCAUGGUAGACAUUGAAGUAGGACUUGGCCCUGCAGGAGAACUCAGAUAUCCCUCUUACACACAAAUUCUGGGGUGGGUAUUUCCUGGUAUUGGAGAAUUUCAGUGCUAUGACAAAUAUCUUAAAGCUGAUUUCAAAAAGGCUGCAACAGAGGUAGGCCAUCCUGAGUGGGAGCUGCCAGAUAAUGCUGGAGAAUCGAACGAUAUACCGGAAUCUACAGAAUUUUUCAAAUCAAGUGGAACUUAUCAAACCGAGAAAGGCAUUUUUUUUCUGACAUGGUAUUCCAACAAGUUGUUAACCCAUGGUGAUGAUAUAUUGGAUGAAGCCAACAAAGUAUUCCUUGGUUACAAAGUGAAAUUAGCAGCAAAAGUUGCCGGAAUCCAUUGGUGGUAUAAGACAGAAAGCCAUGCUGCAGAGCUUACCGCAGGAUAUUACAACUUAAAUCAUAGGGAUGGAUACAGACCCAUAGCAAGGAUGCUUUCCCGACACAAUGCUAUUUUAAAUUUUACAUGUCUUGAGAUGAAAAAUGAUGAGCAACCAGGUAAAGCAAACAGUGGAGCCGAGGAACUAGUGAAGCAGGUUCUUAGUGGCGGCUGGGCGGAGAACAUUGAAGUUGGAGGGGAAAAUGCACUUGCAAGAUAUGACCGUAAAGCUUACGAACAGAUACUUUCAAAUGCUAGACCGAACGGUAUUGCCAAAUUUGGCUAUCCCACACUAAUAAUGUAUGGCGUGACAUACCUCCGUUUAUCAGACAUGUUAAUGAUGCAGAGAAACUUUGACACAUUCAAAGCCUUCGUGAAAAACAUGCAUGCAAAUAUGGAUUACUGUCCGGACCCGGAGAGGUACUAUCAUUCCACACAACCUAUGGAGCGAUCAGAAGCAAGGAUUCCAUUAGAGCUUCUUUUGGAAGCAACCAAACCAUUAGGGCAUUUUCCAUGGUUAGAUGAGACGGAUGUAACCCGGAGUGUGCUUACUGUUUUUCUUCAUUACAUACUUGCUACUGUUUUACGCAUACUCAGAAUAAAAGUAAACUAG
Vigna unguiculata (cowpea) is the source of this 1551-nucleotide messenger RNA. RefSeq names its product beta-amylase-like. Gene Ontology annotation, molecular function: beta-amylase activity. The record is from RefSeq and is a predicted model, not a curated record. Lineage: Eukaryota; Viridiplantae; Streptophyta; Magnoliopsida; Fabales; Fabaceae. Gene Ontology annotation, biological process: polysaccharide catabolic process.